CCGAGCCGGGCCGGGCAGAGCGGCGGAGGGAGGCCGGGCGGGCGGCGUGGGCCGCGGCGCUGGCGCCAUGGAGCUGGCAGGAGCCCUGCAGCUCGGUGAGCUGGCGGCCGCCUUCGCCGCUCUGCCCGUCUUCCCGCUGUUCGAUACGGCCUACUUCAUCGUCUCCGUCCUCUACCUCAAGUACGAGCCAGGAGCUGUGGAGAUGUCCCGCAAGAGCCCUUUUGCCUCCUGGCUCUGUGCCAUGCUGCACUGCUUUGGAAGUUACAUCCUUGCUGACCUGUUGCUUGGAGAGCCACCUAUUGAUUACUUCAGUAACAACUCCAGUGUCAUCCUGGCCACAGCAGUGUGGUAUUUGAUCUUCUUCUGCCCCAUGAACCUCUUCUACAAGUGUGUCAGCUUCCUGCCCAUGAAGCUCAUCUUUGUGGCAAUGAAGGAGGUGGUCAGAGUUCGCAAAAUUGCAGCUGGGGUCCACCACGCUCAUCACCUUUACCACCAUGGCUGGUUCAUUAUGAUGGCUACUGGAUGGGUGAAAGGUUCUGGUGUUGCCUUGAUGUCGAACUUUGAGCAACUGCUGCGUGGGGUCUGGAAGCCAGAAACAAACGAGAUUCUUCAUAUGUCCUUCCCUACAAAAGCUAGUCUGUAUGGCACAGUCCUCUUCACUCUGCAACAAACUCACUGGCUGCCGGUCUCUGAAGCCAACCUCAUCUUCUUUUUCACCAUGUUCAUGAUAGUUUGCAAGGUUUUCAUGACAGCGACUCACUCUCACGCCUCACCUUUUGCUCCCGUGGAAAACUUCAUCUGCCCAGUUUUAUUUGGCACUGUUUCCAGUGGACACACUGGUCAUCAUCACGAUCAGCAUGGGGCCUCCCAUGAGGUUUCCCAUCCUCCACCUCCUCCUGCAAAGUCAAAAGAGGAGCUAAAUGAAGGCACAAGGAAACGGAAAGCAAAAAAAGCCGAAUAAAAAAGCAACCACGCAGUAAAUAGGCCAAGAAAAUUCUUCCAGAGCUGAGUCUCAAAGACACCUGUGACCUCCUCUGACCUCCAGUCCUUCUCUCUCAGCCUCCAGAGGAGAGGUAGAAGUCAGGACGCUGCCAGGCGGGUCCCUGAAUUUCAUUUAUGCUCUCUGCGCUGCUGCUUGCUUCUUAGUGUCUGUCUUUCUAUUCUCAUCAUUUCAGGGAUUUGUAGGUUUGUGCCAGGAUAAGUGGAUGCCAGUUCCCAAGCUGUCAGCAAUUACGAUGCAGCAUUUUCAAGUGUUGUAAAAUCUCACUGUGUUGUGUUUAUGAGUGGAGGCAAUGGUGUGUGCUCUGGCAACUCAUAAGUUCCUUUGAGCUUUCACUGACCUUUUUGAUGUCUACCAAAGCAACAAACUGUUCAGAUGCAAUCAAUGUGGAAACUGGAUUUCAUACUUGAGGAAAUUAAGUGGUCUCAUAAGACCCUGAUGUAAUUUUUCCCAGCUCCCACAUCUGCCAUAUCUCCAAUUAAUGUGCCAUUGCAUCUGCAAUCAGGACACUGACUCUGGUGUUCUGGCCAAACGCCGCUUCUCUCAAGUUUCUUCUGAUUCUUAAUGAAUAGAACAUUGUCACUUUCUUCACUGAAUCUGUGUUUGCAAGAGUUUUGAAGCUGUGAAAUGCUCUGAGUGCUAUGUAUUGGGAUGUUAUUAUUCUAAACUGUUGUGUAGCAUUGCUGCACAUUGCUAAUAAUAGUGUGUCCCACCUCAGCCUCAUCGUAUUUAACUAGGGGAGAAGCAUGGCUCUGGUUUGUUUGUAAUCUUGUGGGAUACAAGAAGGGCAUGUAAGUGUAAAUAAGUAUUUAUUACUAUUUAUUUAUCAUGGCCAAGGCACCUAAUUCAUGGUCCCAAAACUGGCUUUAUAAAAAACAUUGCACAGAGAGUUGGAUACUUGUGAGUAUGGUCCCACAGCUACACGCUGGUCUGUGCAGUGAUUUCUGGUGUGCCAAAGGACAGCUGAAUGCUCUCACUGAGUGCAGGAGGGAACUUUUCCUGUAUUCUGAAGAUAUAAAGGCUGAAGAAGCGGAUUUCAUACCAGCUGAUUAAAACUUCCAUAAAGGACUGAUAAAAGCACACCAGCAGAACACAGCAAUUAUCCUUUAUAGGUCCCUUUUGGCCAAGCUACUGGUCUGUGAAAGCAGCUUGUGCCUAAUGAGUGAAGAAGAACAUGAAAGCCUUGCAUGGCUCAGGGAGGAUGUCAGUUCAUUCAUAUGCUGCUUAGUGAGUACUGGCUUUUAGACUAGUUUUAAGCUGUUCUUGUAACUGAUUUUGAUCUUAAGGGUGUCAUCACCCAAGGGCUGAGAUCACUGCAGUGCAAAGCCACGUGGUGAUGUAGCACUGGGCUUGCAGUUAAGCAGCACGUUGCCAUUCCUAGCAAUAAGGUUUGCUGCUGUCAUCUUGCACCUGGGACUGAAGCAAAGCAUUUGGGUUUUUUUCUGUUCAAACAUUGAAACUGACGGUUGAUUAAAAAUCCUUUCAAAGAGCUUUGUGUACAACAGCUGAAAGCAGUGAAAUGAGGAAAUGAUUUGUGGGCUUGGGUUACGACAGUGCCUUAACUUUGUGGGUUUCCCUCUACUUCAGGAAAACAGGAAUUGUACCUGUCAACUCAAAACUGUCUGGUUUUGCAGAUAGCGACCUGCUGAAACCUGCUGUGUCACUAGUGUGCACGGGGCUGGUUAUGAGAUGGCUGAUUCCAGGGGAGUUUUGUGUUCUAAAAGCCGUCAACAAAUAAAAAUGGUGAAGUGA
Colius striatus (speckled mousebird) is the source of this 2752-nucleotide messenger RNA. It is a transcript of the gene TMEM38A, whose product is annotated as transmembrane protein 38A. Lineage: Eukaryota; Metazoa; Chordata; Aves; Coliiformes; Coliidae. The record is from RefSeq and is a predicted model, not a curated record. Gene Ontology annotation, biological process: potassium ion transmembrane transport. Gene Ontology annotation, cellular component: membrane. Gene Ontology annotation, molecular function: potassium channel activity; identical protein binding. The coding region runs from base 68 to 961 and encodes 297 amino acids. The transcript has 6 exons.